AUGUGUUUAUCAUCAGAAAAAUUUUCUGAACAAUAUUCUCGUAUUCAACAACAAUUUAAAGAAUGGACACAAUUUGAACAAUUAUCAGCUAUUGUUGAAUUAACACGUACAUUUCAAUCAUCAUAUCAUUAUUUUCUUUUACAAUUAUUUCAAACAAAUAUACAAUAUGAAAAUGAUGAUAUGUUUAAUCAUACAGUUGAUGAUGCAAAUUCACCCGAUAUUGUUAAAUGUUUAUUAUCAAAUUCAUUAGAUAAAAUAUUAUUUACACUUCAACUUUAUUUACCAUUAAUAACAAUAAAAACAAUAAAUGAUACAUUAAUUGAUGCUUAUCAUGAUGUUUUAAUUUAUCUUGAUUUAAAUAUUCUUAAUUUAAAAAAUUUUACUUAUUCAGAACAACAAAUAAUUAAUUUAUCACAACAAAUUUUAUUUUUUAUUCAAACAAAUAAAUAUUUACAAAAAUUAUCAUUAAAUAUACCACAAUUAAUUAAAUUAGUACAAACAAAUAAAUUUAAUAUUGAUGAACAACAACAACAACAACAAGAUCAUCAAUUAAUACAACGUUAUUCAUCAAUUCAUUCCCAACCACAACCAUUAAUAAAUUAUUCAUCAGAUAAUACAUCACAACAAAAUACAAUAUUAUGUCAACAAUUAAUACGUCAUGAAAUAAAUGAUAGUGGAGUUGAUUUAACUGAACCAACAAUAACAAAUUCAUUACAAAAUUUUUUACCAACACAUUCAUAUCAUGAUCGCUUACAACGAACAAAUUUAUUAUCAACUAUAAAUAAACAUUCAUUUGUUGUUAAAACAGCAUCAUCACCAAUACCAGAAAAUUCAACAACAACAACAAUAAAUAUUUCUAAUCGUGUACCAUUAACAGGUGUAUUAAGUGCACCAUCACCAACAAUUUAUUCUGAUUAUCGUCAUAAAAAUUUAAAUUAUCAACAACAACAACAAAAACAUAAAAUAUUAUUAACAAAAAAUAAUGAAAAUGAUUUAGAAAAAUCAAAUGAAGAUAUUAUUUGUGAAGAAAAUAAUAUAAAUGAUAAUUCAAAAACUUUAACACAUUUUUAUUCACUUCGUUAUCCAAAUACAAAAAUUAAUCAAAAUAAAGAUAAUGUAUCACAAUAUUUAGGUGUUGAUGCUAAUUCAACAUCUGUACAAAAUACAUUUAUUGAACCAAAUACGGGCAUGAGAGAUGUACCAAAAUGGUUAAAACAUCUUCGUUUACAUAAAUAUGAUGUUUUCUUUUCAAAAAUGACAUAUGAUCAAAUGAUGAAUUUAACUAUAGAAGAAUUAAAAGAACUUCGUAUAACAGAUGGUGCAUGUACAAAAAUUUUAUUAAAUAUUAAAAAAUUAAAAGAACGUUCAAUAAUAUUAAAACAAUCACUUAUUGAUAUUGAUGAUGGACAAAUAGAUUUACAAAAUUUUAUUCAACAAUUAAAUGAAUUAAUGUUAACACCAAUACGUUCAAAACAACUUGAACAAGAAAAUAAUAGUGAAGAAGAUUUACCAUUAUUAAUAAUGCAAAUUCUUGAAAAAAUUUAUCAACAAUUAUCACCAAAUUCAUCACCUGAUUUAAGUAAUAAUCUUCUUGGUUUAUUUGAUCGUUGUUAUAGACAUGAAGCAUUUACUAAUGAUCAACGUCAUAUUCUUUUACAAUGGCGUCGUCGUUUAUCAAAUACACUUCAAUCAUUAGGUAAAAUUGAAUAUAAAACAAUACAAUCAUCAUUUAUUCAUACACCACAACAACGUCGUACAAAUGGUAAACCACCAAUAAGACCAAUUAAAAGUGCAACAAAUACAUAUUAUACAAAUAAUUCAUUAAAUACAAUACCAUUAGUUAAAAAUAAAUCUGAACCAUAUAAUAAUAAUACUAAUAAUCAUUUUAAUGAAUCAAAUUUAAUACAACGUCCAAAUAAAUCACCAACAUUAAUUUAUUCAACAAAUGAUGAUAUAAAAGAUAAUUAUCUUCAAACAACAUUUACUGGUAUUAAUUCAACAUCAUUACAACGUCAUAAUGGUGGUACUUAUUUAGCUAAUCAACAACAUCAAGUAUUAACACGUAAACCAAGUAUUAAUCCAUAUGAUGAAAUAAAUACAAAUAAUCAUCAUAAUAAUAAUAAUAAAACAAAAUUAUGUCAAACAUUUAGUGAACCAAAUAAAAUACAUUUUCAUAAUUCAAGACAAUCAAAUCAUAUACAAUUAUCAUCACAACAACAAAAUUUAUUUCCUAUAACAUCAACACCUUAUUCACAACAACAACAACAUAGACAUUUUAUUUCACGAUCACCACCAAUAUCAAAUACUAUAGAUAUAGUAUCAUCAUCACCAAUUAAAAAAUGUUAUUCAGAUAAUGAAAGAUCUAAUUAUUAUGAAAAUAAUAAUAAUGAUACAUUAUUAUCCGAUACAAAUAAUAUGGAAACUACUGAUGAUCAACCCCAUCAUAAUAAAGAAUUUGAAUCUUUAUGUCUUCAAAUAACAGAAAGUGCUAUAAGUGAUGAUAUUCAUGAAUCAUCAUCAAUUGAUUACAAAGAAGAAAAUUCUGAUAUAUCAAAUUUAAAACAAUCUUCAAAUAAUUCAACCGAUACUGAACAAUAA
Messenger RNA from Rotaria sp. Silwood1, 2598 nucleotides. The record is from the annotation of a GenBank genome assembly. NCBI's taxonomy places the organism in Eukaryota, Metazoa, Rotifera, Eurotatoria, Philodinida, Philodinidae.